AUGGCAAAUAAACUAUAUUCAGAAGAGUUAGGGCUUGAGAAAACGGACCCUCUUCUGUGGAGAUUAAGGACCAACAUUGACGGCCGUCAAUCAUGGGAAUAUAUAACAAAGGACCAGUCACCCAAUGAUCCACAAUCCAAUUUUACCAAAUGGCUACUACAGUUACCAGAUUUUCCGACUCCACAGUAUCCAGAUAAUAUUAAGGAUGUAUCUGCUGAAGCUAUUUGUUUAAAGGGAGCUAAAUUCUUCAGAUUAUUGCAAGAUGAAACUUCUGGAACUUUCCCAUGUCAAUACAAGGGCCCAAUGUUUAUGACUAUAGGUUACGUUGCAGUGAAUUAUGUUGCAGAUAUUAAAAUCCCUGAAAGUGAACGUAUUGAGAUUAUACGAUAUAUUGUGAAUACAGCUCAUCCUGUUGAUGGUGGUUGGGGUCUACAUUCGGAAGAUAAAUCUACAGUAUUCGGUACUGUUCUUAACUAUAUAAUCUUAAGAUUACUGGGACUUGAUGCAAAUCAUCCUGUUUGCAUGAAAGCUAGAGAUACUUUAUUAAGAUUAGGCGGCGCCAUUAGCGCUCCACAUUGGGGGAAGGUCUGGCUAUCUGUUUUGAAUUUAUACAAGUGGGAAGGUGUCAAUCCAGCUCCACCAGAAACAUGGUUGUUGCCCUACUGGAUGCCUAUUCAUCCAGGGAGAUGGUGGGUUCAUACGAGGGGAGUAUAUUUGCCUAUCAGUUAUCUAUCGUUGGUACAUUACCAAUGUGAAUUGACAGAUCUUUUGAAAGAAAUAAGAAGUGAAAUAUAUGUUAAACCAUUUGAUUCCAUUGAUUUUUCAAAACAUAGAAAUACAGUUUGUGGUGUGGAUUUAUAUUAUCCCCAUUCUAAAACUCUUGAUUUUGCGAACUCUUUAAUUGUUCCCUAUGAAAAAUAUUUAAGACCGAAUGCAUUAAGGGAUUAUUCUAAACACAAAGUUUACGACCUCAUAAAGAAAGAAAUAGAAAAUACAGAUUACCUCUGUAUAGCUCCAGUGAACCAGGCGUUUUGUGCAUUAGUUACACUACUCGAAGAAGGGGCUGACUCCAAAGCUUUCGAGAGAUUCCAAUAUCGAUUUAAAGAUGCAUUGUUUCUGGGACCACAAGGUAUGACAGUAAUGGGUACUAAUGGUGUUCAAACGUGGGAUUGUGCUUUUGCCAUACAAUAUUUGUUUGUUGCUGGCCUGGCUAAGAGACCAGAAUUCUACAAUACCAUUUCCAAUGCUUACAAAUUCUUAUGUCGCUCCCAAUUUGAUACGGAUUGCGUUACUGGUAGCUUUAGAGAUAAAAGAGAUGGUGCAUGGGGGUUUUCGACAAAGACUCAAGGUUAUACAGUGUCCGAUUGUACAGCUGAAUCUAUCAAAGCAAUAAUAAUGGUAAGGAAUUCCGUUAUAUUUAAAGAUAUUCAUGAUGAAAUCUCUGAUGAAAGACUAUAUAAAGCGGUAGAUAUACUACUAGAUCUUCAAAACACUGGUUCUUUUGAAUUUGGAUCAUUUGCAACUUAUGAAAAGAUUAAAGCUCCCUUAUUUUUAGAAGCGUUGAAUCCAGCUGAAGUUUUUGGUAAUAUUAUGGUUGAAUAUCCAUAUGUUGAAUGUACCGAUUCAUCUGUAUUAGGUUUGACAUCUUUCCAUAAACAUUAUAAUUAUCGUAAAGAUGAAAUAUCGAAAAGAAUAAAUAUUGCUAUAGAGUAUAUUAAAAAAGUUCAAGAAGAUGAUGGAAGUUGGUACGGGAGUUGGGGUAUAUGUUACACUUAUGCGGGCAUGUUUGCCAUGGAGGCAUUACAUUCUGUCGGUGAAACAUAUGGAAACUCUUUCGUGGUGAAGAAAGGGUGUGAUUUUUUAGUUGCACGACAAUUGGAAGAUGGAGGUUGGGGUGAAUCCAUGAAAUCUAGCGAAUUACACACUUACGUGAGUACAAAGGAAUCUUUAGUAGUUCAAACAGCAUGGGUCGUUCUUGCAUUAUUACUGGCGCAAUAUCCAAACAAAAAUAUAAUCGAUAAAGGUAUUGCUUUACUAAAAAAGAGACAACAGGUAUCAGGCGAGUGGAAAUUCGAAAGUCCAGAGGGUGUGUUUAAUCAUUCUUGUGCGAUCGAGUAUCCAAGUUACAGAUUUUUGUUUCCAAUAAAGGCCUUAGGGCUGUAUUCACAAAUAUAUGAACAUAAUGCUAAUAUCUAA
Messenger RNA from Naumovozyma dairenensis CBS 421, 2196 nucleotides. RefSeq names its product lanosterol synthase ERG7 (gene ERG7). NCBI's taxonomy places the organism in Eukaryota, Fungi, Ascomycota, Saccharomycetes, Saccharomycetales, Saccharomycetaceae. The transcript has a single exon. The record is from RefSeq and is a predicted model, not a curated record. Gene Ontology annotation, cellular component: lipid droplet. Bases 1 to 2196 code for a protein of 731 amino acids. Gene Ontology annotation, biological process: triterpenoid biosynthetic process; ergosterol biosynthetic process. Gene Ontology annotation, molecular function: lanosterol synthase activity.